Molecule: messenger RNA, 1326 nt
Organism: Naegleria gruberi
Lineage: Eukaryota; Heterolobosea; Eutetramitea; Acrasida; Naegleriidae
Exons: 2
Coding region: 1-1326 (441 amino acids)
Source: RefSeq, a predicted model, not a curated record
AUGUCAACUUUAAACAUACAAUCUCUCUUCUCAUCCUCUGCAAUAAUCAACGAUAAUGGCUAUACGAAUGUUACUCUCGAUCAAUUCAGACCCAUCUGGUCGAGUAGUCUCGUACUUUCGAAUACAAUUCUCUUCCUCUUUCUCUUUACCAUUUACAUGUUCAUUCUCAUUGGUUUCAUUUAUAAAGUGACGAGAAAAUUGAAACUCAAAAGGAAUCAAAAGAUUCUCUUCAUCAUGACUGGAAUUUAUGUCACUGUUCAAAUCAUGAGUUUGUUAAUUAGAGUUGUGAAUGAAAGUUUACAAUUGACUGUUCGAACCAGAGCUGAAAAUGGAGGACUCAUUGAAUGGGAAUUAUUUGUUACAAUGCAGGUAUUUGCAGGUCUGAAUACCUUUUCCAUGUUGAGUAAUUUUUUGACCUUGUUUUCCAUUGUAAUUUUUGUGCAAAAUAUGUUUUGGAGUACUGCUACCUUGAUGAGAGCCAUUUCAAAACAAACAUCCAAAAUUAUUAGAAUGAUCAUGACCAUUGUGGGAACUGUUUUUGUAAUUGUGGCCGUUGUCAUUAUUUUACUUAUUGGAAUAAUUGCUGGAAUUAGAAGAUUCGACUAUAUUCCAAAGGAAUAUGUUGCUGCCAUUCAAGUGACUUCAUUUGUAGUGGGUGGAAUUGUUCUAUUAUUUGUUGGUGGAAUGUUAAUUGCUUCUGGAAUAAUUGUCAUUCGAACCAUUCAGAAAACCUCAAAGAAUGUGGUGACUGCAAAUGUUUCGAAUAAUACAAAUUCAGAAUCGUUUGCUCAGAAAUCUGAAAGUAAUAUUGAAAGUCAAACUUCUCACAGUUCCAAUAAUACGAGACAAUCAUUUGAUAAGGUUUCGUUUGAGAAGAGAGUUCAAUCACCUUUCAAAAUAACCUUUGGAUUAUUGAUUGGUUUAUUAAUGUGCAUUUCAUUACAAUUAAUUGCCAUUGCCAUUGCUUCUGGAGCCACAGAAUUGGCAAACUAUUCAGUCAUUUGGCAAUUCUUGAACUGUACAGGUGUUUUAACAUUUGGAAUUCUAAUUCUCUUUCUCUUCUUUCCCUUAUUUAGAGAUAUGGAAAUUGCAAUGCAAGAAAUUGAAAAGAGAAAGGAGGCCCUCUCUCAAAAGAAACUCCGUUCCAAUCAUUUGCAUGUUCCAUCAACAACGAGGAAUCAUCUCUCAGAUCUGAGUGGGAGUGGUGAUAAUUUCCUCUCCUUACCAUCUAGCUCAGGAGGUGAUAUGAGUCCAACAAGUCCUUCGGCUAUUUCAUUUUCCUCUGAGGUAAUGGCCAUCUCUGAUGAUUCCAAAUUGUAUCAAUAA